GAGCAAUGCCAGUCGACGAGAGUGUCCUCGAGGCGUACCUCGACACACUGGCAGAGGACUAUUAUGACCUCCAAGCGCCAGUGCCGGACCAGCUUCCAUCGUCGCCCUCGGCGCUCGCUGCCUUGCGCAUGGUCAACAAGGCGCACCCGACAGUGAUAUACGGCUUUAGCCCGAUCACCCCUGGCGUCGAGCGCGACUGGGACGCGCCGGCGACGUACAGCGGUAUCCAAGGCGACAAGGAGGUGACCAUCGCUGUGACGGACGACGGGUUGGCCGACUCGGUGCGCGUGCUCGCCGACGGCAGCACGACGUUCGUCAAGCCGCUCGAUGAGCGCAUGACCAUGGCCGCGUUCCUCGCGCGCCUCGGCAACUCGCAGGAAAAGGAAGCCCUCUACCUCCAAAGCCAAGACGGCAACAUCUACCGCGCGGAGGCGGAGCGCGAGCCCGAGCUCGCGCCGUUCCAGGCCGUCGUGCAGCGCGAUAUCCCCUGGAUGGCCGAGGCGACCGGCCACUCUGCCGAGGCGGUCAACCUCUGGGUCGGGACGAGCGCGUCGACGACGAGCUUCCACCACGACCCGUACGAGAACAUAUACACCGUGCUCAGCGGCAGCAAGACGUUUACGCUCGUGUCGCCGAUCGACGGGCUGCGGCUGGACCAGCGCUUCCACCCGCCGUCGACGCUCGUCCGCGGCGAAGGAGGCAAGCUCGAACCCCGGCCUGACAGCGAGCCAGCACACCCCGUGCCAUGGGUACAGGACCUGCAGCUCCCCGACAGCGUGCGCCCGCUCACCAUCACGCUGGAGAAGGGCGAGAGCCUGUACCUCCCCGCGGGGUGGUGGCACAAGGUCGAGCAGAACGAGGGGCCGAGCGGGCUGGCCGUGGCGGUCAACUACUGGUACCCCGCCGAACUGCGCGCCGAGCGCUACGCCCUCGAGCGGUUCGCGCAGCGCGUCGCGCGCACUGCCGGCCGAGACGGCGUCAUCCCCUUGCCUGAGGACACGCUCGACGACGGCAUCUGGGGCGACGACUCGGACGUCACGUCGGCGGAUGAGUGGGACCCCAAGGACUGGGGCCGGUAGUUGCGGCGAUGGGGAGCAGACACAACAGUACGACGACCACACGACAGCAUCAGUAGAUCACAGCCAGAACCACCCCCAUAUG
Molecule: messenger RNA, 1161 nt
Organism: Vanrija pseudolonga
Lineage: Eukaryota; Fungi; Basidiomycota; Tremellomycetes; Trichosporonales; Trichosporonaceae
Gene: JMJD7
Product: JmjC domain-containing protein 7
Exons: 5
Coding region: 6-1079 (357 amino acids)
Molecular function (GO): 2-oxoglutarate-dependent dioxygenase activity
Source: RefSeq, a predicted model, not a curated record